AUGGGAACUACAGGUCAGGCCACGUACAUGGAAGACCAUGUUGCUCGCCUGCAAGCUGAGAUAGAGCGCACGACGAGACGUCUCGAGAUGGAGAAACGGAAGUUACAUGAACUGGGAGAGAACUCGCGAAAAGCGCAACACGAGUAUAAUGACAAGAGACUGCGGUACUCUUUCAAUAAGGCUGAUGCUAGGACAAAGGCGCGCAAGGCGGAGCACAACCUGAUACAGCUUGAAAACAGACUUGCUCAGGCCCUAGUAAAGUACAACUCUGCGAACAAUGAAAUAAAUACAGUGAAAGCUACCAUCGAUAAACAUCGCAGGGAUCGGCUCUCCAUGCAAAAAGUCUUUAAACAAGUAUCUCGAGAACUCUCCGAGCAAGCUGAACAGUUGAAUGAAAUGAAAGAAAGGGUCGUGCAAAUGCGAGAGUGGGAACAGCAGACUACAAAGCGAAUGGAGGAGCUUACGAAAAUACAGGAGCAAGAGAGAGAAGAGUUCAAGGAGAAAUGCUUGGUGAUGCAGAAGGAACUGCGAGAACAAGAUCGUCUGCUCAAGGAAUUUGACAUCCGUGCACACAGAGAAUCUUCGAAUCAGCGCGCGCAGAUGAGGGGCACUCCAUACAGUCUAGCUGACGAAGAGCAGAAGUUCAAUCCAGAGAGCCUCAUGAAGCUCAUUCUGAAGACAGCGCUUCUCAACGCUGUGCAACGCCAUAGCAUCAAGCAGCACAGAACGAAAAUUGCAGUUUUUGAGCGCGCGAUGGAAAGCAUUAAAACCUCGACCGGUAUCUCUGAUCCGGCAGAGAUCGUGGCUAUAUUUUCGCAGUUAGAGGAGAGGAACUACAGCAUCAUGACAUACGUAAACACCUUGAACUUUGAGCUCGAGGCCAUCGAAGCGAAGAAACGUGACCUCGAGGCGCACAUUCAGCAACAGGCCCAGCACGAGGCAGCUGCGCAGCAGGUGACAGACGCUACGCUUCGUAAUGAGGCCGCGCAGAUCUCGAAGAUGGUAUUCUCAACAGCUGGCAAGAACGCCAUUGUUCAGCACCAGCUGCACUACCUCUCCCAGGCACACGCCAUUUUACAAGACGCUGCAGCCCUGGUUGGCGGAGCCUGGAGCGACCGCCUCUGCAUCGGAGGCGAGCCUCCACCUCCCGGAGCGGUAGAUGAAUGCGCUGUCGCAGCCACUUCGAUGGCUGCCGAAGGCCGAAGCUCGGCAUGUCAGGCAUCGUGCAGCGGGCUUCAGCCAGGCGAGCAAUCGGAGACCGCCGCUCCAAAAGACACCGGUGGCAGCGGAAACGCUAACAAUAUACUUCCCCUGCUUUGGUACAUCGAGAAGUUUAUCCUGGACAACAAAAGCACCUUGCGCUCGGCUCCUCGAGUCGCUACUCCUCCGGGGGCGGCCGAGUCAGGUGAAUGCGCAUCACCGGUGGCGCGUCAUCCACUGGCCGCCUCUUCACUUCCUGGCGGGAUCCGGCGUGGCGGCGGCUGCAAGAGUCCCGAGUUCGCUUCUUUGCCGUCGGGGGCUAGCCUGACUCUCACUGCCAGCGACGCCUGCCCUGAGCGUUCAACUGGAGGCCGGGCUCUGUUGCCUGCAAGUCGGAAAACCGUAAGCAGCCCAGGCGCCUUUUCUAGUCGCCAACCGGGCCACAAUGGGUCCUGCCGGGGGGGGGGACCGUGUUGCAGCUCUCCCGCGGUUCCCAGCGGCGGAGUGAGAAAUGCAACCGGGCAGUCGACCCCCGAUGGAAACGCGAGUGGGACGUGCAGCAUUGAAGCGGGCUGCACGAAUUCCAAAUACGGCUCAAGAGACGCAGGCAAAACCGACAAGCCUCAGCAGUUAGACGGUAACUGUGGGAGUCGAUUCAGACUGAGCAGCAUAACGGGACCGGAAGGCGGUGACGGCAGCUCAGGCAGCGACCUCAAAGUCACAGCGACAUCGCCGCCUCAGCUAGCCAGCCCAGCAGAUGGGCCACGUCCAGCUGGAGCCCCGGCUCGCGGGGACAUCAAGCUCUCAUCCUCCCGCGCAGGUCACGUGUCGCCACGAGGGGCGAUGACAGCCGGAGAAGACGACGUUGACGGCGAUGACGGGGGGACGGAGUCAGAAAGAGGGGGCGGCGACGUGGGCUUUGGAGACAGGCCCCUGAGCAUUGGAGAAUUGAGGGAGCGGACCAUUCACGCACUGAACAGACAGAGGCGAAAACGAGGCGAGGGGGCUGGAACCCUGUGUAUCACAGAGAAAAUGUGUCUGCUAGCUGCCCCGAUUCUCGAUCCUGCAGCUCUCCGCGCGGCGUCGCUCCGUUCGCAUCCGCGACCACCGAGUGGAGAUCUGUCGGCCUCAGAGUCGCCACCACCGCCGACAGGCGCGGGCAGCACGGACUCCGGUUCCGCCAGUCACACUGCGAGACGGGGCAGCUCUGCACAGAGUCGCGAAGAAGAAAAAGACCCCAGACCCGAUGGGGAUCAGGGCUCGGAGUCUGGAAAGUCUCUGUCUUCGGCCACGGCACGGGGGGGCACACGAAACUCCCGUCGAGCCGCAAGAACGGUCAGUACGUACACACCAUCGCAUAGGGCGCUGCUGUUUCGGAACGCGCGGGGCAAGGAUAAACAGUUCGUCCUGCUGUCAUCAUCAAAGCGAAAAUCAAAACAUCAGGGUGCCAGUGCGGCUGGCGACCCUGCCGCUUCUUCUUUGGAGAUUCAAACGCAUUCACCGGCGUCUGCCAGCGAGCCAACGCGGAGAGAGAUCCAGGCUCCACGCUCAAAUCCAGGCAACAGGAAAGGCACUGGCGUGCAUGAGUCAGGGCCUGCGAACCCACGAGUCGCGUGCAAAGCCGGCACACCAGACAGGAUGGGCGAAGUGUGUGGGGAGCCGACGGAUGCCGCAGACUCUUUGGCAUUGGCAGCCGCAGCAGAAGAGGCGCCAGCCACGCCCGCAAAGGGUGCGGAUGCAGGCGAGGACGCAAAAAGAGAGGAUUCCGCGCCAAGCGAGGCAGAGCAGGGGGAAGGGCAGGAGAUGGAGGGCGUGCGUGCAGAGACGUCGCGCACAGACAACGGUCCUGGAGAGUUCGCUGAAGAGGAAGAAAACGCGCAAGAUGAAGGCAACGAAGAAACCCUAGAGCCGGACGACAGCAUGUCUGUGACAUCUGCCGUAGCCCGGCGAAAUUACGACGCUGACAUGGAAGAAGACAAUGAAUGCAACGGAUGCGGGUCUAUUUGCCAGGAUUGUUCAGAAGAUACGCUAGGCCCACGUGAAGAAGACAUUGAGGAACAGCACGCGAGAAAGGCAGAAUGCAACUCCGCCGGUGAGUACGACACGCAGGCACGAGUAGACAUUCUUGAAGGCGGACAUGCACACAGGGACAUAGGGCGAGAGGGAGGCGAUGAACAAGGCGGCAAAGAACACGACUCUGGGACACAAGGCAGCCCGCGAAGCGAGCAGACUGACGACCCAGACACAGAGAAGCAAGCUACCGUUGGUAAUGCGCCUGAAGAGAGAGAUCCCGAACCAAAACCAAAUACGGAAAACAAACAAGAGAUACCACUAUGUAGUGAAGAGAGCGAAAACACUCCGUCACACACCUCAACGCCUCAGCCAAGCUGUUCCUCUGACGCGGCGAGCCAGAGCCCAGCUGAUGAACUCUCCAGCGCCCUCGGCCGCAAUAGGGACAUGAGCCAUGGCGGUGAUGCCGAUGAUGAAUCCUGCAUGCUAGGCGCGGAACCGGACUUACAGAAGGACGCCGCUCAGCCCCCGCCGCCCCUGUCCACUGAGACUCCCCCCUCUGAAGAGCUUUCUUCCGAUCCAGGAGCGUCAUCUGCGACGGAUACAGACCCGCAGAUAUCAGCGUCUGCGUCCCACCAGUUGGCCUUCACGGGUGCUGAAGCGGACGAACCCUGUUGCUUCGCUCAGCAUCCAGAGGAGGAGCCGCACAGCGACCCGCCGGCUCCAUCGACGCCUACGUCCUCAGCGAAGAAGCUUUCCGGCACGUACGAGACUGCUGCAGAGGACAGUCCGGCGCAGGGCGCCCGGCGCAGCACGGCGGAGCUUGUCGCACGCGCACGCUCUGGCAUUCGGAGCGCUGGACAGCGCGCAAACGACGCCAGCGAGCCAGUCUCACCUCCCCAGCAGGGCCUGCUCCCGCACAACACUAGCGAAUCCGACGAAAACGUGUUGACGCCGCCGGCCUCUUUUUCAUCUUCACCAACGCCGCCUCGAUCCAACCAUGGCAGCCGCCCCCUGACGCCGGUCGCUUGGCAUCCACGCUUGUGGCUAGGCGAGCCCACGAACGCCUCCAACGACGGGCGACCCGGAAGUGCCGUGAACGCUGCGCAUGACAGCAAUGCGAAAAUGCAGCAUUUCUCACAGGACCUCGCGCUGUGUUCUGGGGGAAGCCGCAGCAGCGGAGAUGAUGCUUCUGGUCGUCUUCCUCAGCCGGUAGAUGCCAGCCUGCAGGCGGGUGCGCAGGACAACGAGGCCGACGCGGGCACCCGGCGGAUGGCGAGUGAGAGUCGCGCAACGAUAAAGGAGACCAAGGCACGUGAGCCCUGCGAAAGCGCCACACGCCGUCACCUAACCGAUACUCCUCUCCUCGAGCAGGGCACGAGACCAACUUCGGAGGAGGAAGAACCGACACCCGCUGCGGCGCCCGCGCGGCCGCCAUCCCCGUUCCCGCGCGUUCCAGAGGGCAUGCAGCGCGCCAAGGCGGCGCGACCACUGCCAGUCGGGCCCCCGUUCUCUGCAGGAGCGACGUGCUCCAGCGAGGCUCCAAGCCGCUUGAGCCUACGGCCGCCCUGUACACGGCCAUCGUCGAGCCCGUCUCCCGGUACUCCACGAAACACAGGGGGGAUGGUAUCUCAGCCUGCUGCCCGAUUCGUCCCUCCGCCGUGGCGCGCUGUGCCACCGCCGCGCAUGCCGCGACCGCUUUGUCUCGCGAGCCCGAAAACCCAGGCCGAAUUCCUCGCGCUCGACGAGAUGCCGCCCUGUCCUCUGGCGCCUUCAGAGGAGGAGCCCGACGAGCAACGCGAAUCAGGAAUGGGGGCUGAGGUGAGGGAUCUGACAGGGCCAGCCUGCCCACAUCCUCCGCCUAGCGACAGCGGAAAAGGCUCCGAGAAGCUGCAGCUUACCCGGGCGGAUUCUGGCGAUGGAGGGCCCGAGCCGUCACCUGCCGUUGCACAUCACUCCAACACUCGCAUGGGCGAGACGAGCCGCGAGCAGGAGGGAGGCAGCGGGCCCCUGAGCUCCCCAAGUCGACCCUCAGGCCCUCCGUAUCCGUCUCUGCACCUCUCGCCGUCUUCCGGCACGCGCCCCGGACCCCCCGAGGCGACCUUCCGGCGCUCACCGACCCCCCACGAGAUGCCUCUUGACGCAGUCCCCCCACCCUCCUCAGCGGAGAAGCCAGUCGCUCUUCCCGCGAGAGCCUCUGAAGGAGGCGGAGAGCUGCCUGCCGACAGCGAAAGGAAGAGUCCCGAGGCGACAGAGAAGUGCAGCAAGGUGGUAGCUCAAAGCGCGACCAGCGAGGUCUGCCGAGGAGAAUGCCGCGCAGCGAACGCUGUCCUGUCGGGGGUCGGAUGCGAACUCCGCCCUGAAGAGCGCGCGCGUGUGUUCGAGAAUUUGUCUGAGGAGUCCCCGGAGAAUGACUCGAAGGACAAGGGGCUAGAAUCGCCUCUGCGGCUCCCUCGGGCGUGCGGCGCCUCGGUGCACAAUCUGGCGAUGCCUCCAGGCAUGCCACAUGAUCAUGCGCAGACCUCGACUCCUGAAUCGGAGCCCCUGAGUCCCCCGCGUCCCUCCGCUGCCCCCCGGCUGGAGUUGCCGCCGCUGCACUCGGACACGCAUCGCAUGUCUCCGCAGCCGUGUGAGGCAGUUGACACCGUCGGGGCCGCGCUGCAAACAGCGCCGGAUGAUGCUGCAGCGCUGGACGCGAGUGAGUCUGGGCCCCGGCCGGCGGCGUGCCCGACCCCAGAGAGCCUGCUAGCUGGGCGGACAAGGAGACCGCAGACGCAACCCGCCGGCGCGUCCCUGUCUCCCACUCGGCGCCUUUGCAUCCUUCAUCCGUCACUCUCGGUGCGAUUUCUUUCCGAAUCCGCCGGCAGUGAAAACGACCCCCAAGACCGCACAGCAGGCGUGACGCCUCCUGAACACGCGAGCGAACCUGAGCGGGCUGCGGGGACACCCACGCGCAGCAUCGGCGUGCGACGGAGCGCGACAGAGGGAGCCGCAUGCGCUCGACGCUCGCCUCUCGUCGCUCAGCGACCCACGCUGAGCGCCUUCUUUCACUUUCCAAAUGACUUGCCGGUCCCCGAGUACGAAGCGCCGCCGGGAACGCCUCCUGGCGGCUCGAGGCCAGCCACGGCCCCGAGGGGGAUUGCAUGGGGGAGCGGGCGAGGCGCGGGCGAAGUUGUCGCGGAGGCAGUCGUUGAUGGGAGCAGGAUUACAGCAAAAGUGAGCCGACCGAGGUCGGAUGGAAACUCAGGGAGCGGAGACAACGACGCAGUAGAAAGUCGAAAGAGCCACGAGGAGGAGAUACGAGGCAACGAAAGGGCAGCCGAGUCUGAAGAAGACGCCCACAGCGCCAGGGGAGGACAGCAGGAGACGGAGGAGGCGCAGAGUGCGGAAGCGAUGAACGGAGAAGGCAACGAGAUGCAUCCGGAGUCGGCCGUCUGCGUCGCGAGCCCGCUAGAGCAGAGACCUGACGAAAAUCGAGAAGCAGAAGACGAUGCGUGUGGCAAUGCACCAGGAGAGCCAGACGAAAUAGAACAGCACACACUGGGGCACCGGCACGGAAAUGAAGUAGAAGUGCACUACACAGACGAUGUAUUUAUGGCGCCCAGGGAGGCAGACAGCUCCGAAGAAGAUACUAGGAACAGACCGGACACGGCAGAGGGACGGGAAUGA
Messenger RNA from Besnoitia besnoiti, 6879 nucleotides. RefSeq lists its product as uncharacterized. Lineage: Eukaryota; Apicomplexa; Conoidasida; Eucoccidiorida; Sarcocystidae. The coding region runs from base 1 to 6879 and encodes 2292 amino acids. The transcript has 4 exons. The record is from RefSeq and is a predicted model, not a curated record.